Messenger RNA from Oldenlandia corymbosa var. corymbosa, 4609 nucleotides. Lineage: Eukaryota; Viridiplantae; Streptophyta; Magnoliopsida; Gentianales; Rubiaceae. The record is from the annotation of a GenBank genome assembly.
UUCUUUGACUGUCUUUGAAGUGUUCACGCGUGUUAAAUUCUGUUGAAAGAUACUUCAAUUGUUAAUUAAGAUUUGGAAUAUUGCCAAUUGUUUUACAUUUAAACUUUUUCACUUCAAAUUCUAUAUUCAAGCUCCUGAAAUUUGUGAAUUGCAUAUCUGCACAAGCUUCCUUUUCUUUUAUGCAUUUACAAAUGGUUUUGGGAGUAUGAGCAAUUCAAUAGGGAAUAACUUGAUGCAACAGAGUUGGCUACCUUCAACAGUUUUAGAGCCGCAGAGCAGAAUAAAUUCCAGUUGCACUGGGGGCAAUACUCUAAUUCCACCUCAAGCAACUUCUCUGGCACGGAAAUCGCCUUUAUCAACUGAGUUUGGGGGCAUAAAGUUAACCACACAGACAAAGAAAUUAUCUAUGGGAAAACAUCGUUCUCAUUUGGUCUUUCCGCAGGCUGUUUUAGCUGCUGAUCCUCCCUCCAAGGUUGUAGAAAAGUUCAAACUAGACGGGAACUUUGACUUGGAGGUUGAUGUGAAGGCUCCUUAUUCAGGGUCUGGAUUCAUUGUUGAUAUUAGAGUUACACCUUAUAGAGAUAACUUUAUUCUGCAUUGGGGUGCUUUACACUCUAGGAAGGGUCAAUGGGUCCUGCCUAAUCGUCGGCCAGACAAAACUCAAGUGUACAAGAACAAAGCCCUUAGGAGUCGUUUUUCUAAAUCUGGUGACUCUGCUUCUCUAAGAAUUGAGAUUGAUGAUCCAAAAAUACAAGCUAUCGAGUUUCUUCUUUUUGAUGAAGCCAGGAAUAAAUGGUUUAAAGAUAAUGGUGGCAACUUUUGCAUUAAUUUACCUCUGCCUCAUGGAGAACCAGGCGUUUCAAACGUAUCUCUGCCGGAAGAUCUUGUGCAGCUUCAUGCAUACUUAAGGUGGGAACGGAAGGGAAAACAGAUGUAUACUCCUGAGCAAGAGAAGGAGGAAUAUGAGGCUGCUAGAACUGAGUUACUGGAGGAAAUAGCUAGGGGUACUUCUAUACAGGACCUUCGAGCAAGAAUAAUUAACAAGACUGAAGUAAAUGAAAGUAAGGAUCACGCACCUCCAGAAAGGAUCAGCAUACCUGAUGAUCUUGCGCAAAAACAAGCUUAUAUAAGAUGGGAAAAAGCUGGAAAGCCAAACUAUUCUCCUGAGCAACAAAUGAAAGAAUUCGAAGAAGCAAGGAAAGAGCUUCAACUUGAGCUUGAAAAAGGUGUUUUGCUUCAUGAGAUAAGAGAGAAGAUUGAAAAGGGAGAGAUAAAAACCAAGGUUUCUAAACAACCUGAGAAGAAGAAGUACUCUACUAUGGAAAGAGUUCAGCGGAAGAAGAGGAACAAAGAGCAAUUAAUUAACAAGUAUGCUUCUAGGUCUGAACAAGAGAUAAUUAUUUCGGAACCUCAGCCUUUAUCUGCAAUCGAGCUAUUUGCUAACGCCAAGAAAGAUGAAGUUGAUGGUGAUAUAGUGAACCAAAAAAUGUUUGAUAUUUCUAACGGGAAACUUCUGGUGCUCGUUACGAGGUCAGCUAACAUGAUAAAAGUUUAUCUGGGCACAGACGUUAAAGAACCAGUGGUUCUUCACUGGGCUCUAUCCAAAAACCAUGGAGAGUGGAAGGAGCCUCCUUUGGAUGUUCUGCCCCCUGGUUCUGUUACUUUGGGUACAGCUGUCCAAACAAAUUUUUCGCACAGUUUUUCUGAUCACAUGACUGACAAGGUCCAGACCCUUGAUAUAGAAAUUGAAGAUGAUGGUUAUCUGGGGAUGCCAUUUGUUAUUGUCGCUGAUGGGAAAUGGAUUAAGAACAAUGAUUCAGACUUUUUUGUUGAGUUUGAUGUCAAACCAAUUCAGUUCCAGCCGGCAUCUGGUGAUGGUGAGGGGACAGCUAAGGCUUUGCUGGACAAAAUAGCUGCAUUGGAAGGUGAGGCCCAGAAGUCUUUCAUGCAUAGAUUUAAUAUUGCAGCGGACUUGGUGGAAGAAGCUACGCGCUGGGGUGAACUGGGUUUUGCUGGGAUUCUUGUUUGGAUGAGAUUUAUGGCUACAAGACAGUUGAUAUGGAACAAGAACUACAAUGUGAAGCCACGUGAGAUUAGCAAGGCUCAGGACAGGCUUACAGACCUGUUACAGAAGACGUACAUUAGUCAUCCAGAAUAUCGUGAGGUUCUGAGAAUGAUUAUGUCAACAGUUGGUCGGGGAGGUGAAGGAGAUGUGGGACAGAGAAUAAGGGAUGAAAUCCUGGUUAUCCAGAGGAAAAACGACUGCAAGGGUGGGAUGAUGGAGGAGUGGCAUCAGAAGUUGCAUAACAACACAAGCCCUGAUGAUGUGGUGAUAUGUCAGGCAUUAAUUGACUAUAUCAAAAGUGACAUGGACAUUAGUGUCUACUGGAAGACUCUUAAUGAUAAUGGUAUAACAAAGGAACGACUCCUCAGUUAUGAUCGCGCAAUCCAUUCAGAACCAAACUUUAGGAGCGAUCAAAAGGAAGGUCUUCUACGCGAUCUUGGGAAUUACAUGAGAACAUUGAAGGCAGUGCAUUCUGGUGCUGAUCUUGAGUCCGCAGUUGCAAAUUGCAUGGGAUAUAGGGCAGAGGGGGAAGGUUUCAUGGUCGGAGUGCAAAUAAAUCCUGUUUCGGGCUUGCCAUCUGGGUUCCCGGAACUGCUUCAAUUUGUUUUGGAUCACAUUGAAGAUAAAAAUGUAGAGGCUCUACUUGAGGGUUUGCUUGAGGCCCGUCAGGAGCUUAAGCCAUUGCUUUUCAAGCCGAAUGACCGACUUAAGGACCUUAUAUUUUUGGACCUUGCACUGGAUUCUUCUGUGAGAACUGCUGUGGAGAGGGGUUAUGAAGAGUUGAAUAAUGCCAGGCCCGAGAAAGUUAUGUAUUUCAUUUCUCUUGUCCUGGAAAACCUUGUGCUCUCAGUUGAUGACAAUGAAGACCUCGUUUAUUGCUCAAAGGGAUGGGAUCAAGCACUAAACAUGUACAAGACAGGAGAUACUAAUGCGGCUUUAUUUGCAAAAUCUGUUCUUGACCGCACGAGACUCGCACUCGCAAGCAAGGCAGAGUGGUACCAUGAGUUAUUACAACCAUCUGCCGAGUAUCUCGGGUCACAGCUUGGGGUGGAUCGAUGGGCUGUGAAUAUAUUCACCGAAGAAAUGAUUCGAGCCGGAUCUGCAGCUUCGUUAUCUGCCCUUCUCAAUAGGCUAGAUCCCAUUCUUCGGAAAACUGCUCAUUUGGGAAGUUGGCAGGUUAUCAGUCCAGUUGAAGCUGUUGGAUAUGUUGUUGUUGUUGAUGAGCUGCUUUCCAUCCAACAUAAAUCUUAUGAAAGACCAACAAUUUUGGUAGCAAAAUCUGUAAAAGGAGAGGAAGAAAUUCCUGAUGGCACUGUUGCUGUGUUAACUCCAGAUAUGCCUGAUGUUCUCUCUCAUGUUUCUGUUCGAGCAAGAAACAGCAAGGUGUGCUUCGCCACGUGUUUUGACUCUAGCAUAUUGGCUGAUUUGCAAGCCAAAGAGGGGAGUUUAUUGCGUUUAAAACCUACUUCUUCUGAUAUCACUUAUAGUGAGGUAGAUGAAGAUGAGCUGACCAGUUCAAGUAACUUAACUGUUGAUGGCCCUUCACCAUCCAUAACUUUAGUUAAGAAACAGUUUUCUGGUAGGUACGCCAUAUCAUCCGAGGAAUUCACCAAUGAAAUGGUUGGAGCCAAGUCUCGUAAUAUUGCACAUCUUAAGGGAAAAUUGCCAUCUUGGAUCAGGAUUCCUACCUCAGUUGCUCUUCCUUUUGGGGUUUUUGAGGAGGUGGUUUCAGAUGAUUUAAAUAAGGAAGUGGCAGCAAAACUUGAAGAUUUGAAGAAAAAAUUACAUAGAGAAGACUUCCAUGUCCUUGGUGAAAUUCGUAGGACAGUUUUGGACCUUUCGGCACCACCCAAGCUGAUCAAUGAACUCAAAGACAAGAUGAAGACUUCUGGCAUGCCUUGGCCUGGUGAUGAAGGUCAGGAGCGGUGGGAACAAGCAUGGACCGCCAUAAAGAAGGUCUGGGCAUCAAAAUGGAAUGAAAGAGCAUACUUCAGCACUAGAAAGGUCAAACUUGACCAUGAUUAUCUUUGCAUGGCUGUCCUUGUUCAGGAGAUAAUAAAUGCUGAUUAUGCAUUUGUUAUUCAUACUACCAACCCAUCUUCAGGAGACUCGUCUGAAAUAUAUGCAGAGGUUGUAAAGGGACUUGGAGAAACGCUAGUAGGUGCUUAUCCAGGUCGGGCAUUGAGUUUUAUCUCCAAGAAACAUGACCUCAGUUCUCCACAGGUAUUGGGUUAUCCCAGCAAACCCAUUGGACUUUUCAUAAGGCGAUCCAUAAUUUUUAGAUCCGACUCUAAUGGUGAGGACCUCGAAGGUUAUGCUGGUGCUGGUCUCUAUGACAGUGUCCCCAUGGAUGAAGAAGAGGAGAUUGUGCUUGACUACACAUCUGAUCCAUUGAUAAUUGAUAAUAGCUUCCGUCAAUCGAUCCUAUCAGACAUCGCACGUACAGGAAGUGAAAUUGAAAAGUUAUAUGGGUCUCCUCAGGACAUAGAAGGUGUUGUGAAGGACGGAAAAAUAUAUGUCGUGCAGACAAGGCCUCAGAUGUGA